AAAUGCUGCAAAAGACAUUGUUUUCACAACAGUUGGGAUUUAUGAUGCUUCACAGCCAAACGGAAAGCAGUUAAGCAUGAAUGGAAAAAACAUCACAUGGGCAGCAGAAUCCAUGGAGAGGCCACUGUCUGUCUGCAGUCAGAAUUGUCCACCGGGUUUCCGAAAAGCAACCAUUAAGGGGAAACCCAUAUGCUGCUUCUCCUGUCUCCCAUGUGCCGCUGGAGAGAUCAGCAACACUAGCAAACCCAGUCACUGUCAGUCCAGAACUCACAACCAACCCAGGAGCAAUCCAGUGUAAAGGGCUGGAAAUGGGUGAGCUGCAGUAUGCACACACUAUGAUGUUUGUGAUAGAUGAAAUUAACAAUAGCACUGAGCUGCUGCCCGAUGUGAAACUUGGUUAUAGGAUAUUUGACUCUUGCCCCAGUGUACCCCUGUCUAUCAGGUCAUCACUGAAUCUAAUGAAUCUAUACGAAAACAAAAAAAAGACAUGCAUGAGUUUCUCCAGUGUGUGCGCUGUCAUUGGGGACACCACUUCUACAUCUACAAUAGGGAUAGCACGUACACUGGGACCCUUCAACAUUCCUCUGAUCAGUCAUUCAGCCACCUGUGCAUGUCUUAGUGACAGGAAAAUCUAUCCAUCUUUCUUUCGAACCAUACCAAGUGACAUUCAUCAAAGCAAAGCACUUGCAAAGCUUGUUAAACAUUUCGGGUGGACUUGGGUAGGAGCAGUUCGAACUAACAAUGAUUAUGGAAAUGGUGGCAUGUCCACCUUCCUGGAAGCAGCAACAAAGGAAGGUGUAUGUGUGGAGUAUUCAGUAGCUAUUUACAGAACUGAUCCCAGAAAGUCUUUUCUAGAAGUGGUGGAAAUUAUUAGAAAAUCCACUUCUAAGGUUAUAGUUGCCUUUGCUGAUGCUACAGAUCUUGAUAUACUUAUGAAAGAGCUGUAUGCUCAGAAUGUGACAGGUCUUCAGUGGGUAGGAAGUGAAGGAUGGAUUACUUAUCGUUAUUUUGCCUCUGAGGAAAACUAUGCUGUGGUUCAGGGGGCAGUGGGCUUUGCAGCACUGAAUGCUCAUAUUCCUGGACUUCAAGAGUUUCUCCUCAACAGCAGACCAUCCACCACACCAGGAAAUCAGGGACUUGUUGAGUUGUGGGAAGAUAUAUUUCACUGUACCUUGUCACCGGAAAGAGUUAAUUACCCAGAUGAUCGUGUUAAAGUCUGCAGUGGAACAGAGAGUUUGCGGGAUGUUAAGAUACGAUUUACUGAUGUUACAGAUGCAAGCCUGAUGAAUAAUGUCUACAAAGCGGUAUAUGCUAUUGCUCAUGCCUUGAGCAUGCUAUUCAAUUGCAAAGACAGACAUGGGCCUUUUCAGAACAACACAUGUGCUGACAGGAAAAAUAUUCAGCCAUGGCAGGUGUUACACUAUCUAACACAGGUAAAUUUCACAACUAAGAAUGGUGAAGAUGUUUUCUUUGAUGAGUCGGGUGACCCUGUAGCACGUUACGCAUUAGUAAACUGGCAGUUGGAUAACACAGGGUACAUACAGUUUAAAACUAUUGGUUUUUACGAUGCCUCCUGGCCUGAAGGUCAGCAAUUUGAGAUGAAAACCGGAGUGAGGGCUAUCUGGGCAGGGGAAAGUCCUGAGGUACCACGUUCCAUUUGCAGUGACAGCUGUUUACCAGGUACUCGUCGGGCAGUCAUUAAAGGCAAACCAGUCUGCUGCUUUGACUGUAUCCCAUGUGCUGAGGGGGAGUUCAGCAACAGUACAAGUGAGGCAGCAGGAUAUGUAGCCUUUACCUUGGUGCUCAUUGUGUUUCUGCUGGGCAAAAUUACUGCCAGCUCACUGUUGGUUUAUUUGAAAAAGUGUUCUCUGUGCAGCCUAAAUGUACUUAUUCUUUCAGAUGCUGUAAAAUGUGAAAAAUGCCCUCCUGAGUACAAUUCCAAUGAAGAGAAGAACCAGUGUUACUUAAAACCGAUUGAGUUCCUCACAUUUACAGAAUUAAUGGGUAUAAUGUUGGUCACUGUUUCUGUCCUUGGUGCAUUUUCAACUGUGACUGUAAGCCUGAUAUUUUUCUACCAAAGACAUACGGCAAUUGUUAGAGCCAAUAACUCUGAGCUAAGUUUCCUGCUGCUGUUCUCCUUAACUUUGUGUUUCCUGUGCUCUCUGACUUUUAUCGAUCGGCCGUCUGAUUGGUCCUGCAUGCUACGGCACACAGCCUUCGGCAUUACGUUUGUCCUAUGUGUGUCCUGUAUUCUCGGAAAAACAACUGUGGUGUUGUUGGCCUUUCAGGCUACAGUUCCAGACUGAGGAGCCAUUCUGCAGGCAGCAAGGAGAUCAGGAGACCCCUCAACUAUACAAAGAUGGUGACAUAAACCUGGGAGGAAUCUUCUAUUUUCAUAGUAGCUGGAAGAAUGAGCAAUACUCUUAUAAACAAAAACCCUUGGCACUGCAAUGCAUAAGGUAAAUUUUAUCUAAUACAUUUUUAAAUGUUUACAAUGUAUAAUUUUACUGUCUCUAUAUCAGAGGCAAAUAUUACAACUAUAUUAAUGCUUUUACAAUCAAGUUUGAAUUUCAGAGAAAUCCAAUUUGCUCAGACCAUGCUUUUUGCAAUUGAGGAGAUAAAUAACAAAACAGACUUACUGCCAGGUAU
Messenger RNA from Cyprinodon variegatus (sheepshead minnow), 2649 nucleotides. RefSeq names its product extracellular calcium-sensing receptor-like. Gene Ontology annotation, molecular function: G protein-coupled receptor activity. The transcript has 8 exons. Gene Ontology annotation, biological process: G protein-coupled receptor signaling pathway. The record is from RefSeq and is a predicted model, not a curated record. Gene Ontology annotation, cellular component: membrane. Lineage: Eukaryota; Metazoa; Chordata; Actinopteri; Cyprinodontiformes; Cyprinodontidae. Bases 81 to 2306 code for a protein of 741 amino acids.